This is a messenger RNA of Cinara cedri, 4591 nucleotides long. NCBI's taxonomy places the organism in Eukaryota, Metazoa, Arthropoda, Insecta, Hemiptera, Aphididae. The record is from the annotation of a GenBank genome assembly.
UAAUUGAUUCAAUUGCUUUAUUUGUAAUUAUAAUAAAUUUAAAUUGAAGACUUGUUUCUACGAUUUUUCAAAUUGAAAGAUUUACCAUAUAAAUGAUGUGCCGUAAGUACCUAUAUCACAAUCAUAAUUAAUAUUAAUUCCAAGUGCCAAAAUAUCGUUGUUUUUAUUAUGAUGAUCAUCAAUAUAAAUAUUUAAAUUACUUAACCUAUUAAUUUGUGUUAUCAUACAAAGGAUACCUAUUCUGUGGCGGUGCGAAGUAUUAUUACUUUCACUUGCCAAUUUCAUUUUCUACCCACUCGUCUAUAAAAUAUUCCCACCCUACCAUACAUUGUCUGUUAACUAUCAGGAGUUUAACACUAAUUUCCACAGGUUUUGAAAAUUUCAAACGUUCAACAGUCUAAUACACAUUGCACAAUUUUUUCAUCUAUGUAAUAUGCAUACACACUGAUGUAUUUUCAGAACACUAUCCUAUACAUUUUGUUUGCUUAUUGUACUAAAAUAAAUACAAAGUGUUAAGUAUAUUUUAUUUCGUAAAACCUUAAUAGUUUCACCAUAAUAUUUCUAAAAAACCAAGCCUCUACAACCAGUCUUCUCUCCCAUUUUUCUAUGAACUACAUGGUUCAAAUGUAUCAUUUUGUGCCACCAUAGGUAUAAUUAAUUAUCUUGAGUAAUGUUUUAACAUAAUUAAUUUAAAGUUAAUAUAUUCAGGUUAUUGGGAUACCUAUUGCUCCAUAAUAAGAAUUACGUGCUUCGAUAGUUUGACCUUUUCAUAAAUAAUGGAUUCAUAAAUUAUUUAUUUUCUCAACACAUCCAAAAUUUAUGUUGCAUUUUAAUCAAACAUGGAUCAUUCAUAUUAUCCUUACAUUUAUUAUAAUGCAGAAAAGAAAUGUAAAACAGCCAACAUAGUUGGAAUCUCGGAAAGAGGUAUAGGUAUCCUAUAUGUUAUAGGUACACAGUGGGAAUUUAUGUAAAAUGAUAAUUUUCAAUGUUGACGAUAACUUUUGAAAAUGAACGGUUUAAAAAAAAAUUGGUAGGUAUGUAUAAAUUAUUUCUAUUAGCUUUAUUUUUUAAAUUAAUUGGUGGUUUUCUUAUUAUUUUAAGGUUUAUAAUUAUUAAAUUGCAUACAAGAUGAAUGUUUUUACUUUUUACAAAUUCAACAGCAUCCAUCACAUUGUUUUUGAAAUCUGGACAUUAGCAGAUUUACUUAGCUCUGAGUGGUUGUUUUCAAUUUUGUGAAUUGUGUAUCAAACAACAUUUUUCGUGUAAGACAUAAGUACCUAACUGUUCUGAUCUUUUUAUGGAAUCAUAUUAUUAAUUUAUUUUUUUACAGUGAGAUGGUUAAGGUGAUGAAUUUCUAUCUUUAGCGAUUCAAGUUAAGCUGAUAUCAUGUAAUGAAUUUUCUGUUCUAUCUGAAGAAAAAGUAAAGAGAGUAAAAAUAUUAAUUGUUCAAUUAAAUAUGUUUAAAUUAUUAAUGUUUUUUUUUAAAAUUAAACUGCUUAAAAGCUUUCAUUAUAACAAUCAAAGAUCUUUAACAAUACAUUUAAAAGGUGUACAUGAAUACUGAUGGUGUAUGUAUAUAAAAAAAAACAUGCAAGGAGUCUUACUCUCAGUGGAGUGUCCUCCCCUCCUUAAGUUAGUCUAAGAACUUAAAUAAUUUUUUAUUUAUUUAUUUUAAUAUCAAUGUUUAUUAGAUACUUGAAUGUGUUUGUUGGAUGAGUCGUGUACUAAAAGUUCUAGAGAGGGCUGUUUUUCUAAAUUGUUUGACCAUAUACCAUUAGCAUUCAAAGAAUAUUGACUGAUAACAGAAGAACCACUUAUUGAAAAAAAAUAUAUGUUGAGUAUGUGAUUUCUUUAAGAUGACAUUAUACUCACAUGUUCUGUCACAGUACAACUACGUGAGAUUAUAAUUAUAAAAUUAAAAGAGGAUAUUAUUUCAGAGGGUAAGACAAUGUGUUUCUUUUUUAAAUUUUACAGUCAUUUAAAAAUGAUGAAUUAGUUUUUAUUUCUAAAGUAUGUAUUGAAUAUUGUAUCAAGAAUAAUGAUUAGAAAAAUAGGAAAAGUGCUACCAUCUUGCUAUCCGGAAUAUUGUCCUAAUUUAAUUUUAUAAUAAAUAAUUUUAUUCUAAAACCAAAAUUAAGUGAGUUCUAAGAAAGAUGUAGAUUUUGCUAGAUUGCUCGUUAAUUGAACUGAGACAACACAUGCAAGUAUAUGUGUCUUUAAAUUAAUAUUUUUACUAAUUUAAUGAGUGUUUUUAGGUUAAAAUUAUGUAGAUAAAACAUUAGGUUUUCAUCUUAAGAAUUAUAAUCACCCUAGAUUCUAGGUUUAAGAUUGCAUCCAGUUACUUAGCAUGGAACUUGACUGCUGUUUUGUUUUUUUAAGCUUUUCAAGUUUUUUUUCGUGUGUCACCGAUUGAAUAUUCACUAGUAAACUAGGUAUGUUUUGUAUUAAAGUGUCUCUCCAAAUUUAACUUUUUAUUGUGCUCCAGCUUUUCGUGACAAAUGAGGCAAGUCGGAAGGCCAUCUGUGUUGCAUAUGAACGCAAAGAACUCCGUUCAAUCCUGAUGAAAUUCUCUAUUUUCUUCAGUUCUUUUCCAUUUUUUAUUAGAUGCCAUGAUGACGCUGAAAUAAUGAUUUUUUUAAUUAAAUUGUAUUGUAUUUUAUUAUAUUACAUGUGUACACACCUUUCAAAAAAUAAUUUGUUUCUAAAUAGUCUUCUUCUCUACAUUAAAACAAUGAGCGAAAAAAUAAAAUAUAGUGAAGAUACAGCCAAAAACCAGAAAAUUAAAUUAACACGCACAUGCAAUGUAAUGUCUGCGCUGUAUAUGGAUGACUGAUGUCAAUUCGUAGAACAAAAUAAGUCCUAAAAUGAUAUCGUAUUAUUUUGGACUUUGUUCACAUUGUUAACUUGGUGUGACAGCGUAUGACUAAUUAGUUGUAGAUAGCGCCAAGAUUAUAUUAGACUCUAUAAUAAACAUUUUACAACAUUUUAGAUGAUAGAUUGUACUCCAUGCAGGCACUAUCAAAUUAUUUUUGUUAUAUAUUAUUUCAUAUUUUUAAAAGCAACAAUAUACUUUUUUUUAUAUUAUAAAAUAUUAUUUUUGAAUUAAAAUAUUAAUUUUUGUGUGUGUAGCUGGAGAGCCACAACUUUAGACCGAAAGAGCCACAUGUGGCUCGCGACCUCUGGCCUAGAACUAUUCCAAAUACAAUUAGUUUUACACCUAGAUGACCAGAUGGUUUAUCUAAAGUAAGUUUUCUUUGUGACUUAUUUGAUUAUUACAAUUAAUUAGUCUAUUCCUACUUAAUAGGUUAUUUGUGGUGAAAAAUAUGAAAAAAAUUGUUUUGAGCGGUAUAACCCAGUUACUAGCAGUUGGUAGGUGACAGAUGAUAGAUGGUCCAGGUCAAAAAUGAGUACAGUGUUUGGGAAAAAAUAUUUCAUUAUUUAAAGAUGAUCCUACAUUUGCUGUGGGUAGCUAUGAUAUUUCACUUGCAACAAAUAAAAUUAAUAUUUUUUUACAAUUAAAUAAAUUAAUGAUGUCUUAUAUUACAAGAUUGAUGUAUAUGAUGGAACAUUUUUUUUUAAAGGGCAUUGAAGUUUUUGACUGAAACUCAUAUGAAUUAUCUCAAGUAUGUGUCAUUGGGAAGAUUUUACUUUUUUUUUUUACUAUGGUAUUAGCUUUACAUUUUAACUAAUUAUGACUAUUAAUAUUGAUUAAAAUUUGUAUCUAUUGAUUAUUUUUAAAUUGUUUAAAUUAAUACACAUUUUUAUAUGGUUAUGUAAACAUUAUAGUAUCUGUUUUAUACAAUGUUAUGUAAAUCACUGUUCUAAGUAUAUUUCACUAUGAAAACAAAAUAUAUUUUAAUAAAUUAUAAACCACCUGCUAUAGUACAAAUUAACCACCUCAGGAAUAUAUAACAAUAUAGAAUGUAAACAAUUAGUAUUGUGUUCUUAUUAUUAUUCAAAAAAAAAAAAAGAUAACAAAAAAUUAUAAUUAAAGAUGUCAUUAUGUAAUGACAAUUACUGAAUUGGUUUUAAUAAAAUUUCCAUGACCAUUAAAAUAUAUAGAGAUAUAAAUAUUAAAAUAAAAAAUAUUCCUAUAAAUAUAACUAUUUCCAAUAUUCAAUUAAAUCUAAAAUAAUAAUGAAAGGUGAAAAUUAAAUUUGUAUCAACAUUUCUAUUUAUUAUUAAUGGGUUAAUUAAUCCUGUAUGUUUAACUAUAAAUAUUAAAAUAAUAAAUUGAACUAAAAACAGAUAGUGUUGCAGUUAUUUAAAGUUAAUUCUUUUGUUGAGUUAAAUUUAACUAUGAAAUAAGAUGUCAAUUACUUUGAUAUAAGUUGUUUUUUUAACUAGUUUCAAAUAUUUAAAUUAUUACUAUACAGUUAAUAACAGUAUGUCAUCUGAAGCUUAAAAUAGUAAAAGAAUAAUGUUUAAUUACUUUUAGAUAUUACAUCAUUAUAGAUAAUUAAAUUUGUCUUUUAAAACAAACAUUUUAUAAAUAUUUAUAAAAUUCAAAAUAACAAGAAAACUUAUAUUUUAUAAUGUAUUAUACAUUUUUAUUUAGUUAUGAGAUAAGACAUAAAUUUAGUUAAUAGGA